GAGGAAGAGGAGAAGGAAAAGGAGGAAGAGAAGGAGGAGGAGGAGGAGGCUCUGGCACAGGGUAGAAAGGACAACAGAAUGAGCCAGCUCUGCUGAGGCCCUCUUUCCAGCAGUUCCAUGUAGGGACCAGGACCUGCCGGAGGACAACUUGAGAGUUCGGGAGCCAGGGCCUAGAUGAGUGAUGUGAAGAACCCAUGUUCAGCUCUAACAAUAUAAACCCCUACCUGGGAGAGCAUCAGAGAACCGCUGCCCACCGUUUGCCUCCUAGAGGGGCUCUGCAGACAGAGAGUACAAAGAAUGCUUCUCCCUGUAUGACAAGCAGCAAAGAGGGAAGAUUAAGGCCACAGAUCUUCUGGUGUCCAUGAGGUGCUUAGGGGCCAGCCCCACGCCUGGGGAAGUGCAGCGGCACCUGCAGACUCAUGGGAUAGACAAGCACGGAGAGCUGGAUUUCUCCACCUUCCUGACCAUUAUGCACAUGCAAAUCAAGCAAGAGGAUCCAAAGAAAGAAAUCCUUCUGGCCAUGCUGAUGGCAGACAAGGAGAAGAAAGGUUACAUCAUGGCGUCUGAGCUGCGGUCGAAACUCAUGAAGCUGGGAGAGAAGCUCACUCACAAAGAAGUGGAUGAUCUUUUCAAGGAAGCGGGCAUCGAACCAAACGGCCAAGUGAAAUAUGACACAUUUAUCCAGAGGAUCACCCUUCCUGUACGAGACUACUGAGGGAAGUGAGAUCAAGGGAGCAGAGCAGAGGACAAGAGCCUCUGGGGCCUGAAAAGAGAAGUCUAGAGAUGGCAAACACAGCAGUAAGAUCACGUGGCACAACCACAGCAGGGGAUAAGUACCAAUAAAUGAUGUCACCAUGGCAUUGGAUGUUUGUAGUAAGAGGUCUGUCUUGAUUUUGGUACUAACAUUAGUCUAGCCCUUUGCAGCAUGGAAAGGCCUAUGAUUUGUAGUCAGGGUUGUGUGCCAGUGCUGGCUCUGCAAUGCCAUCCCCCUCACCCAUUGAACUUCUCAAAGCCUUUGGACCUCACAAGGAUGAAGAUUAUGACUUGAAAAUAAAUGGUUGGCAACUUGA
Arvicanthis niloticus (Nile rat) is the source of this 1070-nucleotide messenger RNA. NCBI's taxonomy places the organism in Eukaryota, Metazoa, Chordata, Mammalia, Rodentia, Muridae. The record is from RefSeq and is a predicted model, not a curated record.